This is a messenger RNA of Ceratosolen solmsi marchali, 754 nucleotides long. Its product is annotated as apolipoprotein D. Gene Ontology annotation, cellular component: cytoplasm. Gene Ontology annotation, molecular function: pigment binding. The transcript has 4 exons. NCBI's taxonomy places the organism in Eukaryota, Metazoa, Arthropoda, Insecta, Hymenoptera, Agaonidae. The record is from RefSeq and is a predicted model, not a curated record. The coding region runs from base 144 to 725 and encodes 193 amino acids. Gene Ontology annotation, biological process: lipid metabolic process; response to reactive oxygen species.
UCGGCGUCGAAUCCCUGACAGAGGCUCGCACGCCGCGCUCGAUAAGAAUUCGCGCUCCCAAGUGAUUAUUCGCGAAUUUUCGCAACGACGACACUGUUCGCUCUGCUUUCAGAUUUAAAAGUCCUUUUACACCCGAGCUCGAGAUGAUGUGGGUUUACGUGGCUCUGCUCCUCGUUGGAGGCGCCGCCGCUCAGAUUCCGUUCAUCGGUGGCUGCCCAAAGGUCGAUACCGUCCAGGAUUUGGAUACGCAAAAGUAUCUCGGAAAGUGGUACGAGGCGGAGCGCUACUUCGCUUUCUUCGAGUUUGGCGGCAAAUGCGUCACGGCGACAUAUACCGGCUACGAUAACGGCACCGUGGGCGUCGUCAACAGGCAGAUCUCGUCGUUGAGCGGCGUCGCCUCGAGCAUCCAGGGAUACGCCACCCAGAAGACAAGCAACAAGGCCAAGCUUUCCCUCGUCUUCCCCUCCAUGCCCGUGCACUUUGACGCGCCAUACUGGGUCCUGGACACCGAUUACAGCUCCUAUGCCGUCGUCUGGAGCUGCUCCGACUUUGGGAUAUUCAGCACGAGAAAUGCGUGGAUCCUGACGCGUGAACGGUACCCGGCAAUUGCUGUUUUAGAAAAAGCAUAUCAAUCUAUAGAUAAGAAUAAGAUUAGCAGAGCAUUUUUCGUACGAACGGAUCAGAAGAACUGUGCCGAAAAUGCAGAAACCAAUCAGAUUGUUUAAGAAAACAACAACAACAACAGCAACAGCAG